Bactrocera tryoni is the source of this 1375-nucleotide messenger RNA. RefSeq lists its product as uncharacterized. The record is from RefSeq and is a predicted model, not a curated record. The coding region runs from base 334 to 939 and encodes 201 amino acids. Lineage: Eukaryota; Metazoa; Arthropoda; Insecta; Diptera; Tephritidae. The transcript is spliced from 4 exons.
UGCAGUCGUGUAGUGUGAAGGUUAAAGCAAUCCGACAGGUGUUCCUUGUUCGCAAUUCAAUCGUUAAAUAUCGGGCAAGAACGACUAUUUUAUUAGUAACGCGAAAGACGGCAAUAAAAUUAAUUAUAUUGAAAAUAAAUUUAUAAUAGCUAAAAAAUUUGCUUUUAUUGCGAUACUAGUUGAAUAACAAAAGAGGAGAAGUUCAAAAUAUAUUUUGCAUAACCAUACGCCAAACAGGAAGCAAUACUGGAGUAUUGGGAAAUAAAAUAAUCUCUAACUGGCUUUGAAACGUGUUUAUAGCACUUACACACCCUUUCAACUUUUCCAACAAAUAUGCUUCAAUCAGUAAUCUUCUGUAAGGGAUUCUUCUAUUUGGCGGCAUUUUCAGUGCUAACACACUUUUUAAUAGAGCCGGUGAUUGGAGUAGUCAAUGAAAAAGAAGAACAAUUCAGCAAUGGCGGGGUAUACAAAAAUGACUUUGAACCACUGAUAUUACACAAACGACCAUCUUUCUUUGUUGGCAGCCGAUAUGGCCGAUCCAGUGGCGGUGCUGCACUCAGCUCUUCGAAGACACGUCGUCUAAGUGUGGUACCUCGUAACGAUCGCUUCUUUUUGGGUUCACGGUAUGGAAAGCGCUCCGAAGAAAACUCCGCUGCAGAAUUCUAUUCGCCAUAUGAGCAAGAAAAUCAACUUGAUAACAAUAAUGCUCUCAACUCUAUUAAUGGUUUAGCAUUGCAACAUACCACUGUUAGCAAAUACCCAUACGGUGAAAAUAAUAAUUUGCUGGAAAAGCAACAACAAGAACAAAUACAAACUCCUUCAAUGAUGUCUUGUGUAUAUACUGGGUUGAGGAACUUUUUUCGCUGUCGCAAUAUCGAUGAGAUCAAUAACAUUAUCAACCAGUUGACGAUUGCUCAUAGCGUCGAGGAGAAAAAGUAAAUGAUAUAUGAGCAUUAUUAAAAGUAUUAAGCAGUUGCGGAUUUACAGCAAUAUUAUGUUUGGUUCACUCAUAAUAAUAUCACUCGAUAUAUUUUACGGCUAUACCAAUUCUGAAAAAUGAUUAUGCAGUGCUCUCGCGUUAACUCUAAUACCCACAAAGUCGCGUUUUCUUCAUUGACUACUUCUUAACUCUUUCCUUGAGCUUGAACAAAAGUUAAAUACAAUUUAGAGAUUUUUUACCGAAAUCACACUUGUACGUCAGCACCCAGUGGCCAACAACAAAUAAAUAAGUGCGUUCUCCAAUGAUUAAGGACAAGUUGCCAACAAUUAAAUACCUAAUCAUUGAAACUAUUGAUGAAUCGGACGAGCUCGGUAUUUUGAACAACGCUGCUUUUAAUUUAUGUGAUUUCAAGCGAGUGCGCUGUAAUUAAAAAAA